GCUCCCUCCUCCCUCUUAGCUGCUGUCUUCUGUCCUCUGUCUUGGUGUUUGUUUUAUUGGAGCCUGGGGUGUUCUUUUGAUCAACUCAAUCUCUCUCUGGCACAUGAGUCCUGAUUGGCUAAAGGGUUUAGAGGGAAAAUCUUUAAUUAAGUAGAUAAUCUCUUCUUAGUAGGUUUGCAGCUCCAUUUCGCUACCCCCUUGGUUCUCACUUGGGAUCCCUUACUGGUCCUGACUAAAACUUUGCUUCUAGCAUCUCAGGGCUUCCCAGUGUUGGAUUAUGUUGUAUAUUGGCUCUCUGUUUAUCAUCUUCCUCCUGCUUCCAGUUCAUUUUGGAAAUACUUGGUAAGUACCAGUCAGUGAACAAUUUUCUGAUGACUGGCCCCAAGGCUUACCUUAUCUACUCAAGUAGUGUGGCAGCUGGGGCACAAAGUGGUAUUGAAGAGUGUAAAUACCAGUUUGCUUGGGAUCGGUGGAACUGUCCUGAGAGAACACUGCAACUUUCCAGUCACAGUGGACUACGUAGUGACUGGAACCCCCAUUCUACUGGAUCUUCUACCACAGGCACCAGCCACUAUGAAACUGGGUCUUCUCCAGUCUGGAGCAUUCACUUCAACAGAAUCCUUUUCUCUAGACUUGAAUCUCAACACAACCGGACACUCUUAUCUCGUCUCCAGAUUCCAUUUCCACCGAAUUAUCCACCAUCUGGAGGCUCUCUUUCAGCUGGAUUCAUUUCCCCAGCAAACAAAGAAACUGCCUUUGUGCAUGCUAUCAGUUCAGCUGGCGUAAUGUACACACUGACACGAAACUGCAGCCUUGGAGACUUUGAUAACUGUGGUUGUGAUGAUUCCAGAAAUGGACAGCUGGGAGGACAAGGAUGGUUAUGGGGUGGAUGCAGUGAUAAUGUAGGAUUUGGAGAAGCUAUUUCUAAGCAAUUUGUGGAUGCGCUAGAGACAGGACAAGAUGCUAGAGCAGCCAUGAAUCUCCACAAUAAUGAAGCAGGAAGGAAGGCAGUGAAAAUCACUAUGAAGAGGACAUGCAAGUGUCAUGGUGUCUCAGGAAGUUGCACUACCCAAACAUGCUGGCAUCAGUUGCCCGAAUUUAGAGAGGUGGGCUAUUAUUUAAAGGAAAAAUAUCACAAAGCUCUAAAGGUGGAUCUACUGCAGGGAGCUGGUAACAGUGCAGCCAGCAGAGGUGCCAUAGCUGAAACUUUCAGUUCUAUCUCCAAGAAAGAGCUUGUUCACCUGGAAGAUUCCCCAGAUUACUGCCUGGAGAACAAAACCCUGGGUCUUCUAGGGACAGAAGGCAGGGAAUGUCUUAAGAGAGGCAAGAUGCUCAACAAAUGGGAAAAGAGAAGCUGUAAGCGCUUAUGUGAAGGCUGUGGCCUGGAUGUGGAGGAGAAAAGAGCAGACAUGGUCUCCAGCUGUAACUGCAAGUUCCACUGGUGCUGCGCUGUCAAAUGUGAGCAGUGCAGAAAAAACGUGACCAAAUACUUCUGUGUCAAGAAGGAGAAGCGUGAAAGGAGUGGAGGUGGCAUUACACGCAAGAAAGAAACUAAACUAAGAUAGAAAUUUUAGACUAUGCCUAACUGGACUAUAACUGUACUGUUUCUUAAAAAAAAAAAAAACUGUAUAGCUGGAACUAAGAAUCGAUCUGGUCAACUGGGGUGCAAUAGGCUGAUAUGGUGUCCAGCUAGUUACUAACUGGACUAAUACAAUGUACAGUUAUACUGAAAGCCUGUAAUGUUUAUGAUCAGUAUUGCAUCCCACAAAUAGAAUGCUCAUGUUCUCAACACCUGGGAGAAUAUCCAACCUUCAUCUAUUUUACUGACACAGCUCUUAAAUCUCUCCUUUAUUAACUAAAAUGGGGAUAGUUGUUCGCCUAUCCAAAAAAUAAGAGUUCGAUCAGUAAAGUAGACCACCGUUGGAUUACAAUUCCUAGCAAGGGGUGUAACCAUCAGAGUGCAAAUAUAGCUGUCCCUUCUGGACACUAAUGCCUGAGUAGGCCCAAAGGUCCUUCUGCUACAUAAGCCACCAGUUUUAUAAAUUAUAGGCAGGGUUUCCGUUAUCAAUUUUGCAUCAGAGCCCAGGAGCUUCCAUUUUUUUUCCCCUCAAUGUUCUAUAGGGUUUUGAAUUAUUUUCCAGCCAUAUAAAUUCUAAUAGGAUGUGUUCUGAGGUUCAUUAAAGGGGUACUUAAACAUCUUAUCCCCUAUCCAAAGGAUAGGGGAUAAGAUCUGAUCGCGGGAGUCCUGCCGAUGGGGACCUACCUCCGCAAUCUCUUAUGCAGCAUAAAGUCACACAAGUGGGUGGAGUCAUAAAGUCACAAUACUCCGGCCCCGUGGUCGUGAGGCUUCAGACACAGAGCCUCCAAGGCUGUGUGCAGAUGAGACAGAUGGGUGCUGCAUGAGAUUGCGGGGUCCCCAGCGAUCAGAUAUCUUAUCCCCUAUUCUUUGGAUAGGGGAUAAGAGGUCUUAGGGCCGGAAUACCCCUUUAACCUUUAUAACUGCUAUGUGUCCUAAUAACAGAUGCCUAUUGUAUCAAAACUGUCUAAAAGAAGAACUAGCCUUGUUGCCCACAGCACCUAUUUGAUGAGCUCUGACUGGUUGCUUGGGCAAUAAGAUGAGUGCCAGUUUCCACAAAUAAGGCCAUGAAUUUUUAGAUUGCAAGACACAAUUCAUACAAUUUCUAAAGUGAU
This is a messenger RNA of Hyla sarda, 2691 nucleotides long. It is a transcript of the gene WNT8B, whose product is annotated as Wnt family member 8B. Gene Ontology annotation, molecular function: frizzled binding; cytokine activity. Lineage: Eukaryota; Metazoa; Chordata; Amphibia; Anura; Hylidae. Gene Ontology annotation, biological process: canonical Wnt signaling pathway; multicellular organism development; neuron differentiation. The coding region runs from base 372 to 1565 and encodes 397 amino acids. Gene Ontology annotation, cellular component: extracellular region. The record is from RefSeq and is a predicted model, not a curated record. The transcript is spliced from 7 exons.